Messenger RNA from Aphanomyces invadans, 330 nucleotides. RefSeq lists its product as hypothetical. Gene Ontology annotation, cellular component: mitochondrion. Lineage: Eukaryota; Oomycota; Saprolegniomycetes; Saprolegniales; Verrucalvaceae. The transcript is spliced from 2 exons. The coding region runs from base 1 to 330 and encodes 109 amino acids. The record is from RefSeq and is a predicted model, not a curated record.
AUGCACAGUCGACAUGUCUCUAAUGGUGGAUCCUGGUUUUCCCAACAUGGCGAGAAACUCAAGCAAGUGACCAAGGAGUACGGUCAAGUCGCUGUGGUGUUUCAUUCGACCGUGUUCCUCGCGACCCUUGGCUCCGCGUAUGCAAGUAUUCGCAUGGGCGUCGACAUUCGACAUGUCAAAGUGCCAUUUAUCAACCUCGAGGACAUCAAUCCAGACGCAGGAUCGUUUCUCCUUGCGUACUUGGCCACCCUCGCAACAGGUCCGCUCCGCGGCGGCAUCACGAUCGUAUCGACACCAUGGAUCGCCCGCAUGUUGCGAAAGCACUGGUAG